This is a messenger RNA of Adelges cooleyi (spruce gall adelgid), 3201 nucleotides long. Its product is annotated as G-protein coupled receptor dmsr-1-like. The transcript is spliced from 5 exons. NCBI's taxonomy places the organism in Eukaryota, Metazoa, Arthropoda, Insecta, Hemiptera, Adelgidae. Gene Ontology annotation, biological process: G protein-coupled receptor signaling pathway. The coding region runs from base 281 to 1468 and encodes 395 amino acids. Gene Ontology annotation, molecular function: G protein-coupled peptide receptor activity. Gene Ontology annotation, cellular component: membrane. The record is from RefSeq and is a predicted model, not a curated record.
ACAACUGUUGUUGGCAGCGCAUCGUUCGUACCGCGUUUAUAAGUGGCGGCCACCGGGCGUGUGCGUUUUUCGGUUAAAUUAUAACGUUGUAAAAAUUCAAAUAAAAAAUAGUUAAAAAAUUGCAUUGUGCACGUACGACUAUAGAAGGUUAUUUGGAAUGGAAAAAAAUGUUUAAGUAUGGAAAAAAGUGAAUGUUGAAGAAUUACUUUACACGAAAUAAAAAACAGCAUGUAACCGAAUCAUAUGCACGGAGCUGCCUAAAUCGUUCAGAUCCACUCUAAUGGCGUACCUGCGCACACUUAACCUGACGCAGGAUGAGUUCCAGUACCUGCUGAACAUAACGUCGUUCACCGCUGAACACAACAUAACGUCGUUCACAGCCGGGCAUAACGUAACGCUGUUUCAGGCGGACAAGCCCGAGACGGGCUGCUAUUGCGGCGAACAGGUCAAGAAGUACGCGGUGCAGUUCCGCGUGCUCCACGGCUACGUCAGCCUGUUCCUGUGCGUGUUUGGCGCGCUGGCCAAUUUGCUCAACAUAGCCGUGCUCACCCGCAAAGACCUGGUGGGCUCGCCAAUCAACCGCAUACUGUGCGGCCUGGCCGUGGCCGACCUGGCCCUGAUGGUCGAGUACAUGCCGUUCACGUGCUACAUGUACUUGUCGACGUCCAAGAAAGAAGAAUUUUCCCACCUGGGCGCGGUGUACGUGCUGCUCCACACGUACGUGUCGCAAGUACUGCACACCACCUCGAUAGCGCUGACGCUCAUACUGGCCAUGUGGAGAUACAUCGUCGUCAAAUUGCCAAACUCAAUGCGCAGUAUAUGUUCGGACGAGCGGUGCGGUACAGCCAUCAAACUAUCGUACUUGCUGCCGUUUCUGGUGUGCAGCCCAACGUUCCUGGUGUUUGAAAUCUUGGAGACUAAAGUCGAAGAAAACGGCCAAACGACCACGUUGUAUCACCUGGGAAUCAGCUCACUGGCCAAAGUCAACCAAGAACUAUUGUACAUGGUCCAUCUAUGGACGUACGCCGUGAUCAUUAAAUUACUGCCUUGUUGUAUACUCACGGCCGUUACUAUAUCUCUGAUAACCGCACUGAGCGAGGCUUCCGAGCGGAAGGCCAAAAGACUUCCGACCCAACAGCAGAUGGCUCGCUUGAGGAACAUGAAGCUCAAGCGGAGAAUGGACAGGACCAGUCGGAUCAUGAUCGCCGUGCUGCUGCUGUUCCUGGCCACCGAGUUUCCGCAGGGCAUCCUCGGUCUGCUCAGCGGCAUACUGGGCAAACGGUUUUUCCAAACUUGUUACCACCUGUUCGGCGAACUCAUGGACAUGCUGGCUCUGUUGAACGCGUCGUUGAACUUUGUGUUCUAUUGUUGCAUGAGCAAACAGUUCCGAGUGGGGUUCGGACAGUUGUUCAAAGCACAAUCGAGCUCGAUCUGUAAGCCCAGCAAUAUACUGGAGACUUUCGUAUAGGCCGGACAGCAUGGCCUACGGGUACGGCGAGAAUAAAUUACACGCAUAAGUAUAGACAUAAGUACGCGCGGGGGUCGUUAGAGUAUUAAUUUUACCGCCUCGGCACAUUGAAAGUCGAUUAGGGGAUAUUUAUUGCGUCUUCCACGGCACAAUGCUGGCAACGAACGAGACGGUCGUUACGACCGUUUGUAUCCACUCGGCACGUUCGCUCGCGCACAGCUCAGCCGAAUAAUAAGCUAUUUACCAUUCUUAUUACGGCCAUUGUGGCCCGCGCCCGUUAUUUGUGUAUCCACCAGCCUUUGUGUUGUAUUUGCCACGUACCUUUUUUUGUUAUUUUGUUAAGACUAAGGUAAAACUUGUGUUUCGAUGCGAAACUGAGAAGGUAAUGUUUUUACAAUAUUAUGUGCUUUGUGUGUGUGUUAUCCUUAACCGCAAAACCGACUUGUUCAUGUAGCAAUCUUAUAAAUCAGAAAUCGUACCUGAAAGGAUCAACAAAUAAAACAGUUCAUCACUUCUUUGCAAAAUCCAGAAAGACACCCCAAAAACUGUACAGAUAUUUCAACUUAAAAUCACUACCUAUAACUUUAUUGAAAAUAAAUAAAUGUGUAAGGAAUACAUCUAAAAUGUAGUACUAUUGAUAUACCAUAACAAACUAAUAAAAUAUCAAAAACCCAAAUGGGGUGGAAUCUUUUUUCCGUUAUUCACUUUUUCGAGCAUAGUUUCAGGACUGAAUAUCAUCUGAGAAUACAUAUAAAAUAUGUAGUACGAUUUUUUUUUUAUAUAAAUAAAAACACAAAAAAGGAGAAAAACUACACAUUACCGUAUUCAAUUUGCAAGUUACUAGAUGUAAAUGUAUCAACAGGUAUCCGAAAAUGAUUUUAAAAUAUAUACUUUUUUUUUUACAAAUAUUAAUAAUUGUUUGUAUUUAUAUUAACAUAUUAUAACAUGUUUUUUCUUACCAACAAUUUUAAUUUUUAUUUUAUAUUAUAUUUUGGUAAAAUAGUGGCCCUAAUUUGAAACUGGGCCCUAUACUUGGUCUUAUAUAAUUGUCUCGAGUUUUAUCGAUAUUAGUACCGUCUACAGAUUCGCACCGAAGCGUUUCUUUUAGUGGUUUCUUCACACUUAGUUGUCAGCUAUUCCUUCGUUCUUGUGACUACUCCGACCUCACUAUGCUCCGUCACCUCUGUGUUGGCUUUUUUAAAUCAAUUUCUCAUCAUUAUAUAAUUUCUAUUUAUUUAAAUACCAAGUACACAAUACACACGCUAUUGGUUUUAUACACUCUUAUUUAGUGGCGCAAAAAACAACUUUAAACUACCAACCCCCCCCCCCACAACUUUCAACUCUUCUCUAGUGUGUAACCACUGGGUAAGUAUUUAAAUCAAAUAUACAACAACAGGGUUAAAAAAAAAAAUGUUGGACGCCUCAUAUACUUGCAAAUCGCUAUUAUUACACGCAUUACUUUAAUAUAAUAAAACGAAGGAGCGCUCGCUUGUUGUAUACGCGCGUUUUACAUUAUAUUAUACUGAUUUUUCUUGUAUAUUAUUAUUAUGAUCAUCGUCAUUAUGUUCUUUGUUGGACUAAAUUUAAGUUUAUAAUGAGCUCACAUUUGUCAUGGUUGUGUACCGAUAAAACCUAAUAACAUUAUAACAUAGCAUAUUAAUAUUAUGUGAUAAAUACUACUCAAACGUCGUUUAUAAUAUUCAGGAAAGUAGUUUAUACAAUAGAGUCGUAUG